AUGAAGGCUACUUUCUAUCUCGCCGCAAUCCAGCUGCUGGCCAGCUCCGUUUGCGGUCUCCCGCUGAAGGACAGCCAGAUCCCAGGAGACCUCGACGCCCCUGCUGGCAGCGCAUGGGUUGAGAAGCGCCAGAGUAGCUCCUGGAGUCCCCCAGCUAAUCUCGUCAAGCCUCUCAACGAGGUCUGGGAGCACCAAAUGGCCACCUACAGCGACCCGAUGGGAUUCAAGAACUACGGCUACGACCAGGUGAUUGCCGGCCGCGGUAAAAUCAACUACUGCGUGCGCUGGGAUUCAAGCAAGAAGGUAACCGCCGCACAACGCAACCAGAUCGCCGCUGCGGUGAACCGCUCCUUCAACAAGUGGAUCGCUGGGCUCGCCGGUUUCGACGGCUUUCCGUAUAACACGGUCGAGGUGAAGGUCGUCGGCUACGCCGUGCGCGAUCGGUCCCUCCUGGAAGGCGACACCUCGGGACUGGACAUCUACACCAACACGGACGAAGGCGGGAUUCCCGAGUGCGAUCCGCGGUGUGGACGGUUCUUCCACCAGGACGGUGAUUAUAGUCAGUGUCCGGGCGGUGCGAGCCGUCACUAUGACGAGAGCUUAUGGCUCACGGAUGGUUUCCAGGGCGGCGCGGGCGGCGACUGGGGCCAGCGCAUGGGCCAGGAGUAUUUCAUGCAGAAUGUCAACUCGGAGAAUAUCCAUAUUUAUCUACAUGAAAUUGGACAUACGUUUGGCUUGGAUGAUUUCUAUGACUGGACUCCUACUGGCCAGACGAACUUCAUCAUGCUUGCAGGCAGUGCGACACAGAUCACCGAGUUUGAUAUCUGGAUGCUCCGUGACUGGUGGCGUCAUCUGAAGAACCGGUACAAUCUGUAG
Aspergillus fischeri NRRL 181 is the source of this 876-nucleotide messenger RNA. RefSeq lists its product as uncharacterized. NCBI's taxonomy places the organism in Eukaryota, Fungi, Ascomycota, Eurotiomycetes, Eurotiales, Aspergillaceae. The record is from RefSeq and is a predicted model, not a curated record. The transcript is spliced from 4 exons. Bases 1 to 876 code for a protein of 291 amino acids.